AUAUCAAUUCACCAUAGUUGCUAGGUCAGCCGCUUGCGGUGUAACCUAAGCGGGCGAGGGAAUUCUCCGAGGGGGCAAUGAUGAGAGGGCAAAGCGUGCAAGCUGCGAAGGAGAGCAGGCCUCGUGCUGCUGCUGCUGCUGCUGCCUGGCUGGCUGGCAGACUGCCGCGGCUCUUACUCAGACGCCGGCUCGGGCGCGGUGCUGCUGCUGCUGCCGCCGCCUGCAGCCCCGCAGCCAGCUCUGCUCCAGCGGCUCCGUAAGGCGAGCCAAUGAUCGCUGUCGUGCCGACGCCGGGGAAGGCCUGGGAAGGAAGUGCUGCUGGGGAAGCGAUGCGGCUUCGCUGGGUUUGGCAGGCAUGAACCGCUUUGGGGAUCUCACCAUGUCCUUCAAGGUAAGCUUUUCCCCAGCCGCGCUGCUGUUCGGCUUCUUCAUCGUCUUCCAAGCGCUCCUGCGGCUGUGACCCGUUAUCACUGCAGAUGCCAUGGCAGGCCUGCCUCUGGCUUUGCGGGGCAAGCUGGGCUCCUCUCUUUUCUCCUAAGCGCCAAUGCAGCUGGCGGGAACCAGGUGGCUGGCUAAAGCAAUGUUUGCUUUUUAUUAAACGGCGAUCGGGGUGGGAGAGUGUUGAAAGGUUAAGCAUGUGGAGUGUGGGCGAGGCAUUCAUUUUCAGGCUCGGUUUGAGACUGAGCUGCGGUCUCUGUGUGUGUGUUUUAAACUGAGCGGUGCCAAGAAGUGGUGCCGUCCACUUCAGGAUGAAGCCUUUCACCCACUGAUCCCAGAUGUGCGAAAGCUGGCCAUGUUGAGGGGAAAGCUCUCUGUCCAUGCACAAAAGCACUCCUCUUUUCUCCUAACUAUUGCACGUGCAGUGUGGCAGAUGAGACCUAGCAUCAGAAACAUGCCCUGUGUGGAGCAGUGUUGGAGGAGGAGACGUUUUCUGCACAACGCAGACAUCACAUGUUCGAGGGUGCUGUAUAGAGAAAAGAGUUUGCGCUGAAUUAUUUGUGUAUUUAUUAUUAAUAUUCCUGAUUUUUUUUACCUCAGAAGUAAUUCAGGAAGUCUCAAGGCAGCUCACAGCAAAACCAACACAGACUGAAAAAAUAAUAGUUUUAACACAGCAAUUAAAGUAAUGAACUGUGGAUUAUAAUAAUUUCAGUUUGUGUGCAGCCAAGCACCUGCUGAAACAAGUUGGCUUCUGCCAUUGGCCAGAAUGCAAGGAACAAGGAGCCAAGCUGGCCUCCCUCCACAGAGCAUUGCAUAUUUUACAUGCCACAACCAAUAAGGCCCUCUCUCUUGUACCUUUAUGUCUGCCCACCCCCACUUUUGCUCACUAUUAUAUUAUAUGAAAUUUGAGGCUGUGUUAUGCAAGAGGGGUGCUGUCAAACUUCCUGCCCCCAGUCAUAUAUUGAAAAAACAAGUUGAAAGUGUUGCACUGCAUAGCCUUGCCCCAUGCUGUCGACAUGUGCACUGGCUAUAGGAUUCCCUAUCUGAGUGAGAUCCCUGGUACAUUUCCACCAAUAGUUUCUUCACUGGCUGGCAGUGGCUCUCCCGUGUCUCAGGCAGGGAUCUGUCCCGUUCCUUGUUACUUGAUCCUUUUAGCUGGAAAUUCUGAGUAAUAGUUCUGAAAAAUGAAGGUGAUGCUUGUCAGUUGUUCUUACUUGGUUAUGCUGUUUAGUCAGAGAGAGCGUGUUAUCAUACUAGGGUGGUAAUAAAUUAAGAUAGGCCGGACUUCAAGGAUUGCAAUAAGAAGUCUAAAUCCACAUAAUUCACCCAAGUACAUAAAAGAGAGGAGGAUUAUAACUCAUCAGAAAACAGGUGACAAUUGAUAAACAGAAAUGUUCACCUGAAAGUGUGCUCAUUGGUCUCUAUAUUAUGCAGUUCAUGUACAGUGGUACCUCGAGUUACAUACACUUCAGGUUACAGACUCCGCUAACUCAGAAAUAUUACCUCGGGUUAAGAACUUUGCUUCAGGAUGAGAACAGAAAUUGUGCUCUGGUAGCGCGGCAGCAGCAGGAGGCCCUAUUAGCUAAAGUGGUACUUCAGGUUAAAAACAGUUUCAGGUUAAGAAUGGACCUCCAGAACGAAUUAAGUACUUAACCUGAGGUACCACUGUAUUCUUGUUUCUUUAAACAGAUACUUUCAAGUUUGAUGCUGUUUACAAAUAUUUAAUAUUUCUCUUCAACCUGCAUCUUAUUGCAGAACAUUUUGUUCAUUUGUAUGAUUGUGUGUUUUUAUGAGCGCUUAUUAUUGGAGUGCUGGAAAGCUAAAGUGCACAAGCUUCCAAAGAAGAAGAAAAAACAAGCACAAUGACAGAAAGAUACAAAGCUUUUUGUAGGGAAUGACGUAGUAGUUUGAAUUCAGAGAAAAUAAGCUUUUCCAGAGACAGAGUAGUUGGAUUUUCCUCAGGAAAUGGGCAACAUCUCAACAAUCCCCUAAAAACAACAAUUAUGUCAUCUGGAGAGGAUCUAUCUUUUCCUUAUGCCCUUUGUUAAGCUUUUACCCAGAUAAUUUUAUUAUUUUUGGUUGGUUGGUUGAUUAAAAUCGACAUAAAUUUGUAUAGGAGUAAAACAAUAGAACCCACCCACCCCCGGUCUCUGUUUUUGGAAAAGAUGCACAUGUGUCACAUCCAGCUCCAUUUUAGAAGAAGCAUUCCCUCCUGUGUAGAAGAAAAAGAGGGUUUCCUCUUCUAAGGUGACAACUGCCAUGUAUUGUAAUUGUAAUCUUUAAAACAUCUAAUCUGUUUUGUGAUUCACAAGCAACAACUUUUUAAUUGAUUAAAACAUUUUAAAUGAGUCACUGCACUGAAUAUCUGAAUAUUUAAAACCUAGCCCUUUGGAAUUCAUGGCCAUGGUCUUGAGGCACACAGGGUGCGGUGGAAUUGCAUUGUUCCUUCUCUAUGUUGCCACAUGGCUAACUUUGACUCUGCCUCAUUUUAGCCAUUCCACCAGCAUGACAAUGUAGCUUGUGUUCCUCUAGCAUACCAGGGUGUUGGUUCUGCAAGAUUUUAUGCCCCCUUAGCUGCUGUAUGAAGGACACAGGUUGUGCUGUGGUCUAAACCACAGAGCCUAGGGCUUGCUGAUCAGAAGGUCGGCGGUUCGAAUCCCCGCGACGGGGUGAGCUCCCGUUGCUCGGUCACAGCUCCUGCCCACCUAGCAGUUUGAAAGCACUUCAAAGUGCAAGUAGAUAAAUAGGUACCGUUCUGGCAGGAAGGUAAACGGCGUUUCCGUACGCGGCUCUGGUUCGCCAGAAGCAGCUUAGUCAUGCUGGCCACAUGACCCAGAAGCUGUACGCCAGCUCCCUCGGCCAAUAAAGCGAGAUGAGCGCCGCAACCCCAGAGUCAUUCGCGACUGGACCUAACAGUCAGGGGUACCUUUACCUUUAGCUGCUGUAUAUUGAAUAUAGGGCUUUGCCCUAAAAACUAUUCUUGUGUGCUUGUUUCACAAUGGGCUGAUCCCUUUCUGUUCUGAUGCAUAUCUUAUCCACCCUUUUGUGACCAAGGGUGUUACAGGUGAGCCAAGUUGGUGUGCUAUGUGUGGUCUUUCUAGAGCAGAGCUUUCCAAACUUUUCAUGUUGGUGACACACUUUUUAGACAUGCAUAAUUUCGCGACACAGCAAUUCAGUUUUGCAUGAUUUCGCAACACAGUGAUUCAGUUUUAUUAUCAAACUAGAGGUUAUACUAACCCCUUUCCAGGUCCAGGAGGAGCCUGGGGAGCGUUCGCGUGACACACCUACACACUGCAGCCGAUACACUAACGUGUCACGACACACAGUUUGGAAAGCUAUGUUCUAGAGCAUAAAAUAUGCUUGCAUUAGUGUGUAGGCCCAAUACCCACAAGGUACGAAGGUGUUCUUCAAGAGUCAAAUGGGUGGAGAGCAGCUUUCCUUUGCGGAACAGCUGUGCUUCUGUUAACCACUUAAGAAAACAAAGCAGAGAACAUGCACUGUUAAAAGCAAAGGGCCCUUGCCAGGAAAGAAGAAAAAAGAUCCCUAGUAGCAAGACUUCACAGAUAUCCCCACGUUUGUCCAGAAUAAUCUGAUUUUUGUUGCAUUUUGGUUUUGUUAACAGAAGGAGACACCACUUGCAAAUGCUGCGUUUUGGGCUGCAAGGAAAGGAAACUUGGCACUUCUCCAGCUGCUAUUGAACAGUGGGCGUGUGGAUGUGGACUGCAAAGACAGUGUAAGGACUUUGUGCAUGACAGGAACAGAUGAUUUGCAUCUGUUUGCAUAAUCUGGUCUAGCGGGAGAGUGGGGAAACUUGACAUGAAUGCAUUAUUUUCUUCAUAUUGAGUGUCCUCAAAAGCAGGAGUCAAACAACACGUUACAUGGCAGUUACAUGACUGGGACUCCCCUUGCACUUUUAUUUUUCUUAAAAAGCAGUUUGCACACCUUCCAACAGUUUGCAAACCCUCCAACAUAUUUCAGCAGAAAAUCGAGACUCGCUGAUCUGGAGUGCUGGGAUUCAUUUUGCACAGAAGCCAUAAACCCUAACAUCCUCUUGUGCUCAAAGUAUGGGAACUUUCAAUAGUUACUCAGCAGGGAUCACAAAGCAUUUUGCGUGUGCCAAAAGGUCUUCCCUUCUCUAUUGAGCAGGUGCAGAGAAAUUAUCUACAGCCUUCAGGUUUGCAUGGCUUUCUAUCCUAUUUUUAAGAUAAUGAGUUUGUAUUUCUUUAUGCCCAGCUUGGUUCAACAACGCUUAUGGUAGCAUCAUACUAUGGUCACAAAGAAUGCGUGCGAGAAUUGGUGCUGCAAGGAGCUGAUAUCAACCUUCAGAGAGAGGUACGAUAGAAUUCUUAAUUUUAAAAGGGAUUGCAAGAAAGACUGGGCCAAAAUGCAAGAUUCAAGACCUAUUUUAUUGUGAGAACUUGUGGCUGUCCGCAAUGAGUGACAUAUAUGCGGUCAGCAAGUUUGGGUCCUGGUUAGUAGAUACAGCUAAGGGCCCCCAAAGAUGAGCAAUAGGAUGUCACAAUGCCCUAGUUAGUACGAUUAGUUCCUGAUGUAAUAAGCCAGGAUAUGCAUGAGCGUUGUGUACUUGUAUACAGUCCCUAUGCAAAAAACCCCCACAAAAAACAAGUCAGGAAGCUCAAAUUAACCAUAGAUUUCCAUUUCAUAUAAGCCAGGAACAACAUUGAUGGCUUCUAAAGAAGAGGAUUAGGAAGUCAACUUUCAUUUAAUUUAAAGUUGGCUUUUGAAUCCUGGCUUGUUUAGAAUCCACCUUAAGACCCCAGUUUGCACUUAACAGGAAACUCGGAUUAACUGCAGCUUCCUGGUUUAUUUCUUCGCUUGUGGGGAGCUAGCAAGAGCAAAGGGGGUAGCUGGAGGUGCAUGAAGGUCAUACAUAACCUAGCCAAUUAAGCCGGGAUUAAAUUGUGUAAACACAGCCAGUAUCUUUGACUGAUGACAGAACACAGAAAUGAGUCAGAAUAGUGGAGUUGAUAUUUUGAAUUUCCUUGGUUACUUGCAACCAGGAUAUCAAUCUCUUGCUGUAGGGAUGUCAGCCUCUUAUCUGGCUUCUGUACAAGCAGGAGACAUCAUUUGCCAUUAAACAGCAAGCAGUGUAGUUCAACUCAGACUUGGCCUGACAAUUGGAGGUUGCUAUUCUCCCAGGAUGGUGCUUCUAAUUCCCCUCCAUCAUUAUAGCAUUUUAAUCAACUUCUUUCCUAACAGCCUUUUAAGUGCCUUUCUCAAAAGGACUACAGGAUAUAGUGACAACCACAUCCUCAUUUUAACAUAUCCUGUUUGUAUGCACAGCUUUUAAUUGCAGCUCUCACUGUUGCUUUUUAAACUCAGAGAGAAAGUUAAUCACCAGUGAAAUUUGCCACCUUUUCCAUGGUAGGGUUCCUCUGUUUUGCAUAGCUGUUUGACAGGCAGAAAUGCAACAGGUGGAGAUUUCCUUAUCAAGGCAUCUCAACACUGGGAAAGGCUUCACACAUUAAAUUUUUAUCUGUCAUGCAGAUAUUAAAUGCACAGAUACCUUAUGAGAAGAAGGAAUAGCAAGCUUGAUUUGGUGAUAUAAGAAUUCCCUCCAGUAGCAAAUAAUUGGUCUGUCUAGGCCUGCAUUAGAAUUAUUCAAAAACUUAGCAUCUUGAUAGUGCAGCAGGAGCCUGGAGUCAUUUUUUCCUGAUAACAGAAAACAGGUAUAUGUCUAAAGAAUGACACAAUUCUCAUCUAUUUACAAAAUAUGUGUGUAUACCUGUCUUGGUUACCUAAAAUUAGGAUAGUGGUCCCUUUGAUGACAUCUGCAAAUUGCAACAUUACCAGAUCUACUGGUGGAUAAUAGGAGUUUUCCUAGAUGAAUUUAAAGAUGGUUAGAAUUGCUUUAGAAGUUGCUGGUAUGAGGCUUUCAUCCAACAAAGCCCUUAAUGUAUGUGAGCAGCUCCAUUAUCUCAGUGUACUUAAGCAUCUGAUAAAGAGACCUAGGAAAAUAAAGCUAGCUGUCCACUUGACCUAACUCUGAGGAUCUUGUUUGAAGUGUUCCUUCAACAAGGGGAAGGCAUAGCAACAGAUCUCGCUAAACUUAUUUUAAUGUAUCCCAUUUGAUGUACAGAUGACCGGUUUGCCAUAUGGUUGCAUGCAUGCUUUUGUAGCUAACCACUUGGUAAACGGUUUAAUGUAUUUGUUCCUAGAGCCAGUGUGGUGUAGUGGUUAAGAGUGGUGGACUCGUAAUCUGGUUAACCAGGUUCGCUUCCCCGCUCCUCCACAUGCAGCUGCUGGGUGACUUUGGGCCAGUCACACUCCUCUGAAGUCUCUCAGCCUCACUUACCUCACAGAGUGUUUGUUGUGGGGGAGGAAGGGAAAGAAGAUUGUUAGCCACUUUGAGACUCCUUAGGGUAGUGAUAAAGCGGGAUAUCAAAUCCAUACUCUUCUAGAUAACUUGUGAUUGUGGUUUAAAACAAAUUCUGGAAUGGUUAUAAUACAACAUCAAAUCAUGGGUUAUGAAAUUGGCUUCAGAAGCUCUCCCCACUGAGAUGCAGGAGGAGAAAAAGGGGGGGGGGAGUGUGCAACCCAAGUCAUGUGCACAUAGCACUAACUAAACCAUGGUUUAACAUUAUGUGUAUACUAGGCCGCUGCUUUCCUUUCCCCUCACAGCUGUGUUACAGAAAUUUAACAGGUUGUUUUCUCAGUUGUUCUAUCCCUAAGCUAUGAAAAGUAGUAUUUGAAUUUUGGCUUUGUUACUCAUUUUGAAAGUUUUUUUUUUUUUUAAAGUGUUGGCUGGGAGUGAUGGGAGUUGUAGUCCCAACACAACUGGAAUGCACAAUGGUUGGUGAAGGCUGUCCUGGAAUCUUCCAGAAUAGAAUCAUGUGGGAAUGUUUUAACUGACGAGCAGCUGCUGCUAGAUAUGAGAAUUUGGAUUUGCACAUUUCAAGCAUUACCAACUUUAAAAUAAGGUUUUAAAAGACAUUGUUAUGUCGAUUAAAUGAAAUGUACUUACAUACCUAAUCCAUGGGCUUUAUGUUUCUCUUUUUCAGUCUGGUGCCACUGCCCUGUUCUUUGCUGCACAACAAGGUCACAACGAUAUCGUGAAGUUUCUCUUUGAGUAUGGAGCCUCCACAGAAUUUAAAACCAAAGUAAGAGAUUGUGCUUGGCUUUAACACGAUGAUGAAUUUUGGCAGGCAGGGAUUUGGCAUGGAGAGCAAGCGAGAGGCCCAUGAUAUAAUUUUGCUUCUUGCCACACAGUUCUCUGGCAGGACAUACGUUCGGCUCAGGCUUUUACUGCUCCAUUUUCAUUGUAUAAGUGCUGCUCCAUUUCCUAAUAAUUUUUACUCUUUCCGUUGCAAAAGGGCAGAACCAGAGCUGACCAGAUUGGUUGUCUCUUUUAUGCUACCCAGUGGUGUGAAGUCAAGAAGCAAUAUCUAAAAUGGGAAAAAAGAAAGACAGAAAGAGGCCACUCUGCUUGGAAGUCAAGUUGUAUGGAAUUUACAGCUGCAGGCACUCAGGCAGCUGGAUUUUCUUGAAAAGAUGCUGUCAUUUCAUGUUUAACAUGACAGGAGUAGCUACUGUAUACCUGCCAAGAUAAGACUAAAUAACUCAUGUGCUUUAGGCUGUCAGAUGACCGUGGCCUGAAUUGUGAAAGAACUGACUCCUUUCUGUAGUCAAUGCCACCUGCACAACUGCUUUAGGCAAAAUCUGUUUCUUUGUGCUAGCAUGAAAUCACCUAUGGCUCAUGCAAAAUGCACUCGUCUCACCUUCACCUUUUCUACUCUUGCGCUAUAUUCUUCAUGUUAGGGAAGAGUUGAAUGUAGGGCAAUUUUCCCAUCAACUUUUGCUGUUGGCCACCUGUUAAAACAAUUUCUCACUGAAUUUAACUGAACGGAAGCAAACAAAGCACGGAAGUGCACAGAUUUGAAAGAGAUCUUAGAGUGCUAAGGAAGGACAGAUCCACAGAACUGAAGCACCAGUUCCUGUCCUUAGUUUUAUGGGACUUAAGAGUCUGUGGCUGCUUUAGUCUCGGAAACAAGGGUGGUAUCCAAUUAAGCUUUACGUAGAGUAGACUCAUUAAAAUUAAUGGACCUAACUUAGUCAUGUCUGUUGAUUUCAAUGGUUCUCCUCGGAGUAAAACUUAGCUGCAUAUUACCAAAUGACAGUAUUCCAACCUAGUGCACAAAUCCGUGAUGACCUUGUUUUGUUACAUUUAUUUACUUCUGGAGUUCUUUCACCCUCACCAAAACCUUGUUUUUUAUUUAUUUCAUACAUGUAGGCAACCAAAGCUGAGGCACUGGCCCAGCUUGAACAUCACACAAUAAUUUAGCAUGAUGAGAAUGAGCCUAGCUAAGCCUUUGGCUCUGCUGCGGUGCAAGGAGGAGUUUGGAAGCUUUUUCUUCAUCCCCGCCCCCUUUAUUAACCACAGCUUGUUGUGUCAUCCGAACCUCUCAAAUUGUGGAUGAUCAUAAUUAUGAAGCUGGCUUGUUUCAGCAAACUAGUUAAGGUUAGCCACGGUUUAGAGUCCAGAUCAUGUAAAAGCAGGAAAUUUAUCGAACUCUGCACAGAGGAAAUGCACGAGUUCCUCCUUGCAAACGUUUUCCCUGGAAGAUCAAAAGCAAGAGAGAUGAGAAUUGUGCGUAUUUCUAUUCAGAACUUAAUGUAAUAUGAAAAUCUAUAAUAAGUCAGCCAGUGCCAGUGAGAGAGAGGGAGAGAGUGAAAGGGAGCACUCUCUCACAUUAAGGCACGCACAGUAUUUUUGCUAUUUACGUACCGCUUAAUUAUCCAAGGUCUUAAGUGGUGUACAUAAGGUAAGUGGUGUACAUAAGGAUGUAGCCUUCUGCAUUCAUGUGGCUGGGUAGGUAGUCAGGAGAGAUUGGCUUUUGCUUUCCUUCCAGGUUGCACAGUAACACGGCAGUGGCAAUAUUCCGAAGUAGUGUUAUUGGGAUGUGCAUGUGGCGGCGGGGGGAGGACUGUAGCAGGGAACCAGAAAAAUUAGAGAGCAUGCACAGCUCUUUAUAGCACAUUGCACUGCAUGUUGGUUUGUUAAAAAAAAGAAAGAAAGCAUUUUGCAAUAGCUGGAACCCAUUGUCAUUACUGCCAUGAAAUGCACAGCAUCAGCAGUAUGAUUUCUGCCUUGGCUUUUCUGGUUUGAAAAGAUCUCGCAUGUGUAACGCCAGCAUUAUGCAAAAGUCUCUGCUUUAAUUUGCUGAUGUGCAAUUGUGCCAGGAUGGUUUUCAUUUCUCGGAAUUUCCAGCGUAUUUGCCAGAGACAGCGGUGCAGCCUCAGCUUCUAAUUCCCUACAGAUGUAGCCAAAAUUGUUCCAGAGUUAACAUAAACAACGCCAUCCAGUACAAAAAAAUGAUGAGGAAUGUGAAACACCUUCCCUAGGAAGCAGUGCUUGUCAUUACUUUUUAGAUGAGGAGGAAUAGAGAAAUGUCUUAAGUGUAGGAAUGAGCAUUCAUCCUGAUUUGCCUGCAGGGUGUUUUAUACGUUUUCCAGUUAAUCGUUUGUUCAUUUCACACUUUUCAGUGCUUGUCUCUACCACCUUCCUGUCCAGAAAAUGGUCUGUUUCUUUUUUUAAAGUGGAUUUGUUACAGACCUCAGAACCUCUGUGGGAGCAAGUUGCUCACUGGCAGCUCUCCGUGGUGCUACAACUACCAGCCUUCACCUGUGGGAACUUGGUAGAAAUGGGUCAAAACAGCUCUUUCCAUUGCUGACAGACCAGCUGAACCGUUUCCAUCUCAGCCAACUCUAAGAGGGUUUUUACCUCCCCCCCCAUGCUUUUUUCCUUUUGUGUCAUGGAAUAUCCUCUUUGUAAAAUCCAUCUGCAAACCAUGCUUUGAGGCUUUGCAGCUGGGGAGCUGGAUAAAAAUGUGGUAAAUAAAUAACGCCCCCCUCCCACUGCUUACCUCUUUUACAUCUGCCCCGUCAGUAAUGUCACUUUUCCCUCAGCCAGGCUUCAAAAGCCCUGCUAAGAGAAAAAGUAAAAAAGGAAGGAGACUUCAUGGAAAUACACAACCAGAGAGCAGGACGGCUCACUUCAUCUGACCUGCUUUCUCUUUUAAUUGUGCCUCCCAGUUCCCAACUGCAUGAUAUGUGAAAGGGCAGGCCUUACUUCAAGAGACUGAUACAGUUUCGUUUUACAUGACAUCUCAUAAAAUUGUAGAGUUGGAAGGGACCCUGAGGAUCAUCUAGUCCAACUGCCUGCAAUGCAGGAAUAGGCCAGUACAGGGAUCAAAUCUGUGAUCUUGGCGUUAUCAGCACCACACUUUAACCAACUGAGCUAACAUGUUGGCAGGGGUGGGGGCUGACUUUUGGAACAAAAAAAUUGUUGGGAUCCAGUGCUAGUGAUUUUAUGGAUGUCUGUUGUAAUCAGUGCUUUUUUUCUAAAAAAAAUGUUUAGGGGUACUCUCAUUUUCCUACUCAUGCAGUAUUGAAAUACUGCCUCUCAAUGAGGCCAAACUUAGAUUCACAAAAUGUUUAGGGGCGUGUUUGUUAUUUAUACCCUGCCCUUCUGGCUGGAUUUCCUCAGCAACUGGGUGGCUUACAACAUAACUAAAACCAUAAUAAAAACAUCAGUCCUUAAAAACUUCUCUAAAUAGAGCUGCCUUCAGAUGUCUUCUAAAAGUCUGAUAGUUGUUUAUUUCCUUGACAUCUGAAGGGAGGGCUUUCCACAGGGAGGGUGUAGAUACCAAACUUCAUGAAUGACUGUAAUUAAGAAAUCAUAAUGUCAUAGCCAGUAUAACAGGGCCUGUGGCUUUGCAGCAAGACCAUUAAAGUCCAAGAAGAAGAAGAAAGCCAAGUUCAUGCUGGAGGAAAGAAGAAAAGUGCUUUCCUGUUUGAAGAGACCCUGGUUAUCAAAUCCUUGGAUGGGGAAUGUUGCUGGAAACUAUAAGUGACAGCUGUUUGAAGUAAUAUAGUGUGGACAAGUUAGCAGAAAAAGCCAUGUUCAGAAUUUCACGUUUUAGGUACAGUCGUACCCCUGGAUGCGAACGGAAUCCGUUCCGGAGCCCCGUUCGCAUCCUGAAGCAAACGCAACCCAUGUCUGUGCGUGUGCGGGUUGUGAUUCACCACUUCCGCACAUGCGCGUGACAUCAUUUUGAGCGUCUGUGCAUGCGCGAGUGACAAAACCCAGAAUUAACGCGUUCUGUUACUUCUGGGUCGCCGCGGAGCGCAACCUGAAAAUGCUCAACCCAAAGCUACUUCAACCCGAGGUAUGACUGUACAGUGGUACCUUGGGUUACAUACGCUUCUGGUUACAUACGCUUCAGGUUACAGACUCCGCUAACCCAGAAAUAUUACCUCGGAUUAACAACUUUGCUUCAGGAUGAGAACAGAAAUCGUUCUCCAGUGGCGCGGCGGCAGCGGGAGGACCCAUUAGCUAAAGUGGUGCUUCAGGUUAAGAACAGUUUCAGGUUAAGAACGGACCUCCGGAACGAAUUAAGUACUUAACCCGAGGUACCACUGUAUAUGGGAAUUAUGUGUUGUUCAGCGGUGGGGUUGAUAGCUACAUACAGGGACAGUUUCCAUUCAUUGUGAACUAAACAGGGUCGCUUCCAACUCUACAGUUCUAUGAGUAUUUGAAUAUUUAUUAAGCCCUCAACAAGAUACACGUAUUCCUCCCAAAGUUCUUGUUCCAAGGCCAGGGCUUAAAUCAGAGCCUUCCAAACUGUGUGUCGUGACACAUUAGUGUGUUGGCUGCAGUAUGUAGGUAUGUUUUGAGAACGUUCCCCACGCUCCUCCAGGGGAUGGAAAGGGGUUAGUUUAACCUCUGACUUGAUAGUAAAACUGAAUUACUGCGUCGCGAAAUGCUGCGAAAAUGAAUUACAGUGUCGUGAAAUUAAGCAUAUCUAAAAAGUGUGUCACCAACAUGAAAAGUUGGGAAAGCUCUGGUUUAAAUUCUGCCACCGCCAGCAGCUUCCCCUGGCAUUAUCUGCAGAACUUCCAUUUGAUUUCUUCAUUGCUAUUAUUGUUUUGAAAUGCAAGACGUAGGUGGUAUUCUACAGCCUUUGUCUUUUCCCCUUCACUUGUGCCUAUUUUGUGCUUUCUUUUUACCCCCCGACCCCCUUUCAGGAUGGAGGCACUGCUCUGUUAGCUGCGUGUCAGUACGGGCACAUGAGAGUGGUGGAAACAUUGCUGAAGCAUGGUGCCAAUGUUCAUGAUCAGCUUUAUGUGAGUUUACUUGAAGUUGGCCUUCAGCCAUUCUGACCCUCCCUUUCCCCUGGAAUGUUCAAGGUUUAAGGAAACCUUUCCGGGAUUCAUUUUUUCUGUUAAUGAGAAAGCAGAGUGCUCUGGAACUGGUGUUUCUGUGCUACUAUACGUGCUGGAAAGGAGUUGGUGGAAAAUUCAAAGCUUGCCCAGUAUGCCAGCUCCUCCUUACACUUUGAGCCAUUCUACACAUUACACAGAAUGAGAAGGCAAAAUUAUAAGCUGUACAUGUUUAAUAUUGCACAUGGAGAUUGGGAAUAAUGGAAACUGCCUUUUAUGAAGUUUCCCUGCAGAGAGUUCUCUUGUGCACCCAAGCCCAGGAGAGGGGCAGCUACUUCAAACAGCUCUUUUGAGAAGCACUUAAAGGCAGCCCUCCAUGCUGGAGCUGGAAUGUGGGGACUGCCUUUAAGCCCUGUUUGAAGCAUCUAACGUACUUCUCCUGCGAGUCAGUGGGUGGCAGCAGAGGAGAGGGUGGUGGAGAUUCUCCUUUCCCACCUGCUGUUGCUGCUGCCCACCAGGUCGUAGGAGAAGCAUGUGUGCUGCUUCAAAUAGCACUUUUGGAUAGGAUAUGAAAUAUGUAAUGCACUUUAAAGCAAUGAUUGAAAGGAAGUUGUUCUUAAAACCAAAAAUCUGAUCAGCUUCUGUUGCUCAGCAGCACUUGCAAAGGACUUCCACAAAAGGCAGACUUCAAAUGCACAUUUGCUGGAACCAUUACUCAGAAAGCACCAGGGGUUUAUUGUUUAAUCUUUAAAUUGAUUACAUGAAAGACUGGAAGCAGACUAAUUAAAGAGCAAGCUUGCUUUCUGCAUUCAUCAAUGCUGCAGAAAUGUAUCGGUAGUUAUGAAAAAGAUAAUUCAGUAUAUAAGCAGUCUUGCUAUGCUUGUGGGCUAAUGGAGGAAAGGAAGAGUUCAAUGGUUCUGUUAAGAAAUCUUUUUUUGCCAGCUUAAAAGCUAAUUAAAUAUGUUAUUUAAAAAAUUAAGGACGGAGCUACUUCCCUUUUCCUGGCUGCCCAAGGUGGUUACCUGGAUUUAAUUCGGCUAUUGCUGUCUUCUGGAGCAAAGGUCAACCAGCCAAGGCAGGUAAUGUUCAGCAUUGUUAAGACACAGACAAUGUUUGUUACCCUCCCUUAUUUAUUUUUAAGAUUGAUAUUGCCUAGAUUUUCCCCUUCAUCUGUUCAUGUGCUAAGACUAACCAACUGUGCCUUGGUGCUGACUACAUUCCAGUUAUUGGUGUGCCUUUGAUAUGGAAGUUAAUAUUUGAUCAAAUUUGGAUACAUGUGCUGCUGUUGGGUUUUCUAUACAGACUGCCGAGGUUGUAGUUUAACUUCCUCUAAUACUUGGCAUUUCUGGUUAUGCAUUCUUACUUAGAUUAUAGGUAUUUCCUAGAAUCUGUCCCAUGGAACAGUUGAAGGAGGUAUGUGUGCCAUGGAAUCCUUAGAGGACACAAAAGUCAGAAAGUUAGGCAAGAAAUUUGUUCUCUCUCCCCAACAAGACCAGAACAGCUACAAGGGGUGGAAAACCUCAGGCAUGUGGACCAUAUGUGGCUCUCCUGGGCUGUGUCUGGCCCUAAGCCAUGCUCCCUGCUCAAGCUGCACCUUUUCACUGACCCUUUUCUGUGUCCAUCAUAGUGCCUUUGCCCGGCUGGAAGGUGUCUGUCAACUGUGGAUAAUAUGCCUGUUUCUUGAGCAUGGAAGCCUCUGGGUGUGUACAUGUGAAAAAGCCUCUUCACUUUCAGGGCUCUGGGAUGUAACAUUUCCCCACCCAUUUUUGGCUUUGGCCCUGCCCACCGCUGGCAUGGGGACCAAGGAACGUUCCACAUGAGGGACUGUAAGCCCUUGGGCUCAAAGAGGCUCCCUACUAACAGGAAAUGCCCAGUGCCACAGAAAUCCGGCUUAAGUCCAGAGCCACCUCCUGACUGAACUAUAUUGCACCAGAGGUUAUUUUCUACCAAGAGUAGAUGAAGGUGUAAAUGUGGGAAAUUGCAGGUUCUGGGUAAGUAGGUUCCUUAAGCAUUUACAUUCACAGGUUGCUGAUAACAAGCAUGAACACAAGUGACGUAGCUUCUCAUUUGGUAUUUCCAGGCACACAAAGCCACGAUUAACUAUAGGAUGUGUAAAAAUCAUGUUAGCAUUCUGUGUUUCCUUAUUCCUAUAACAUAAGAAGAACCCUCCUGGAUCAGGCCAAAGGCCUAUCUCAUCCAGCAUCCUGUUCUCACAGGCCAACCAAUUCCCCAUGGGAAAUUCACAAGGUGGACCUAAGCGCAAUAGCACUCUGUUCUCCUGCAGGUUCCAACCACUGAACCAUAUGGCCCCUGCAGGUGGUGUUAGAACGUAACCAUUGUGGCUGGUAACCACCGAUAGCCUUGUUCUUUAUUCAUUUGUCUACGCUUCUUGAAAGCCCUCUUGUGGGAAUGAAUUCUUGUGGGAAUGAAUUCCAUAGUUUAAAUUUGCACUGUGUGAAGAAAUUUCUUUCUUUUGUCAUUAUUGAAUCUCUUUAACAUUCAUCCUCACUUUGAUUGACUGUAUCUGAACUUUUUCCAGUUCCACAGUAUCCUUUUUGAGGCAAGGGAACCAGAACUGUAUGCACUAUUUAUUGCCUUGUUCCUCAUGUGUUUUUGGAAUUUCUGCCGCUAUCAUUAUGCUCUUUUCAUUUUGCACCAGCCUGUCCGCAGGGUUUCAGUUGCUACCUUGAUAAACAGGGCCCAAAGCAAUCUAGUCCACAAGUAACCCUGUCACCUCCUCAGUUGGCAGAUCUACUGUUGACUCAGAAGGUUAUGGCCUGAACUAACAGGUUUACUGCAGUUGAGUCUUCUAAGGUUACUAGUUCUAGGAAACACUGACACCUUGUGACACUGAACUUAAUUACUUGCCUCAAUUUUGCUAGCUGUUAACUUCCAGACUGAGUGUUUACAGGAAAUGAGAUAAGAUAAUAAAUGUUGCAGUCCUAUAUAUAUCUAUUCAGUGGUACUUAGUCCUGGAUAAUUGUGUACAGGAUUGCAUCCUAAGUGCCUUGCUUGGUUCCCACUAAGGUCCAUGAAAGCCUUUGCAUUUUUUCUUUGUAUUAAUAUUUGCCGGCAUCAGUCUGUCUCAGAAAACAGUGGAAGAGUGUGCCUUUGUGGGUAAAGUCAAACCGCUGGAGAGUUACAGUGCCUGCUGUGGCUGCAGAGACAUGUUUUAUUGCAGGUGGGGCAGAUGAAGGUGUUUGCUUUUGCUGCUAUAGGUGCACCAUGGCAUUUCUUCUCUCUGCACUCCUCAUCACUGAACAUAUCAAGAAAUAAGCAUUUCAAAUCUUCCCCAAUUCUACUAUUUGAUAUUUAAGAAACCUUGGUGAUACCAUCCACAAACCAACAUAUGAAAACAUACGCAAGCUAACCACAAAAUUUAACUGCUGCACAGCAUGGUCACUAGUAGAAAACAAAGAGCAAUUUCCUUUCUGAAAUACAGUGGUACCUCGGGUGACAUACGCUUCUGGUUACAUAUGCUUCAGGUUACAGACUCCGCUAACCCAGCAAUAGUACCUCGGGUUAAGAACUUUGCUUCAGGAUGAGAACAGAAAUCGCGCGGUGGCGGCGCGGCAGCAGCAGGAGGCCCCAUUAGCUAAAGUGGUGCUUCAGGUUAAGAACAGUUUCAGGUUAAGAACGGACCUCCGGAACGAAUUAAGUACUUAACCUGAGGUACCACUGUACAGAGUUUUAAAUUUGCAUCCUGCAUAAGCUACAAAGAAGCUCAUUUCUUAUCUCAGCAGAAUUAUAUAUUCUAUGGUUGGGAAACUGUUUGGGUUUUUUAAAAAAGAAGAAGAUGCAAGGCUUUUGUAAACUGAAUUGGGCACAGGAAGUAAAACUCAAGAAGCUCCUCUCCCUCAGCCUUGUUUUUCCACUUCAGCACAGUUUAAACUGUUUAUUUUUGUUUAAAAAGAGUCCUUCAAAAGAAUACAGAACUACACUUCAUGACCUGAUAACAAACAAAAUAGACUCUUGUCUGCGUUAAGCUUUAUAAGGAACCAGUACUUCCUGCUUCUUAAACUUUGGUAUAGCAUCUGAUAUUAAUUAAGGCGUUUAAAACAGAGAAAAUACUGUUUGUUAUACAGAGUACUGUUUUCAUCUUAAUAAGUUACUGAACAUUUCAUUUGCACUGUUCAAACUUUUAUUCAGCCACAAGGACAUGCUGAAAUAUAUAGAUUCUGUUUGCCUGUUUGCAUUCCCUGAACGCUGAGCUGAACACGAUGUCCCUUCUCCAGGGGAAAACGGGUUUUCAUCAAGGAUUCAAGUUCAUUUUGUCCUUGAGUUCCAGCCAGAAUCUUGUGGUGAGCUGCCAGAGCUGUUCAGCGUGCUGCCUGUAUCAAACUGAUGGGUCCUGUUUUGCAUGUUAUUUCAUCUUCUUCUUAAAGGAUGGGACAGCUCCAUUGUGGAUAGCCUCUCAGAUGGGUCACAGUGAGGUAGUGCGAGUGAUGCUGCUCCGAGGAGCAGAACGAGAUGCUACAAGGAGUGUGAGUAGCUGCCUUUUGUUUUGGGGGCUUUAUAUUAGAAGAAAAGGAGUCAACAGUGCUCUGUGAUAUGGUGGACAGGGGUUGGGAGCCUGUAUGUUGUUGGAGUCCACCUCCCAUUUGCUUCAACCAGCAUGGCCAGUCAUCAGAAACUAUGGGAGCUGGUGUUGAGCAACCUAUGGAGGGCUACAUGUUCCCCACCCAUAUUCUAGAACAUCUCAUUGGUGUGCUGUGGCAGUCAACACUGCAGAAUAGGUUGGCUAGCAUCCCUCUCAAUUAUCUCUCAUUGCAAGGGGCAUCUUACAACAGAAGGAACAGCUUCUUCUGUUUCCAAGUUGGAGAUGUUUUACAAAACCAGAACACAGAAUCAUACUUAAGAAAAAAGCCAAUCCCUUUCCUCUUGGUAAUAAAAGUGUAAAUUAAACAGUUAACCUCUGUCUCUGAGUGGUCCCUGUCACUGUCUGCCACGUUAUUAAGAAAAAUUUGGUAGGUCAGUAGCGACAAAGAUGUAGUGCUCAGGUCCACUUGGUUAUUUGCUAUUUCUCAAUAGAUUACACAGCAUGGCCUUGGCAUUGAAGGCAAGUUUGAGGGCUGACGCAUUUUGGAGGCUCAGUUUAAGAUCAAGGAUAAUCUGUAUCUAAAGAACCUCUUAUCAAAUGUUGCAUGCCCAGUAGAGUUCUUUUUCUUGAGCACUAGCCUUCUGUGGUAACUGAUGGAUUUCAUAAGGGUCUGCUGUUCAAAAUAAAGUAAAGCCCACUGGACAUACAGUUCACUCAAAUGAGUAGAAUAUAAUAGAUUAGGAUUAUUCAUGUUUAGUAAACCACCAACUGCUACUUAAGAAGAAAAAUGUGACGGGCUUUCAAGACUCCCAGUCCUUUAUCAGUUCAAGGCUAACAGGGAAAACAGGUCCAAGCAUCUUUUCAUGUCCAGGUCUUGUGGUUAUCCCCAGGUUGCUCCAAGGAGAAUGGAAAGCUGCCACCAGCCUUCAUUAGCCAGAUGCCACUUUGUGUGGUCUUGUCAGGGAAAUGCUGCUUCAUCCAUUACGUAAACCCAGAUUUGCCACCAAGUAUACACGAAAUAGAGAGCUGUAGACAUCAUCCUCAUCACCAUUAUUAUUCACCAUCAGGUCCCGGGCGGAUUACAGUUUUAGAAUUAAAAACAGUUAAAACAAAUGACAAUCACAGGAAAAGGGUGGGAAAUGACUUCCUGGUUUAUGUAUCUGUGUGGUGCGUACAUUUGUGAAUUUCACAUUUUUAGGUAUGUCCUUAAAACCACUUAGUUGUACAUCUAUAAAUUCAAUGUGCGUGCUGUUCCUUUGGUCAUAGCAGCCAUUGUGGUGGGGGGAGAGCUGCAGACUGCCCUCCUGACACCUGCAUUGCUACAGCUUACCUGUACAGUACAGGAUAAAACAGCAAUGGCAAAACUGAGGCUGUGUAGAUGCACCAGGGGAAAUGCCAUAUUCGCCCCAGACUCAAUGCUGCCUUGUAACAAUGCUGGUGUCAACAGGGUGGCUGCCCAAAAGCAAGCAGAGCUGGUGCCAUAAAAAGAAGGAAACGGUAGUAGCAAUUCUCCCUUUCUCCUCUUCAACCUUACUUAAUAUUUAUUUUGCUGCUGCUUAAGCAGUGGCAAGGCCCUCCACCUCCCCGCUCCAAGGUCCUACCUUGAAUGAAGCAUUCUGGGCAUGCUGGAUGCGAGACUGUCCGUGGCACUGCUAUGGUUUGCUGCUGACGAAGCCCUAUUUAGAGGGAAAUUGUACAGUAAUUCUAAACCUUUUCCUAAUAAUUUUAGGUAGUAAACUGCAGCAGGGGCACGGGGAGUCUCAGCCAUCGCUCCUAGAAUGCUUUACUCCAAGGAAUGCUUUGCCCCUGAACCUUUAUUGAGAGAGGCAGGGAGCAAGGAGGGAGAGGGCUGCUGAUGGCAGCAAGCAUGUCAUGCUAUACCAGGAAAGGCAAGCCCAAGUUAACCAGCCUUACCACCUGAGCCAAUUGCUUCAGUUUGCUGAAUAGCAAUGCUAGCUCAGUUCAAUAGGACCUAUUCCUAGAUUAAGUGACUAUAGGAUCACAGUCUUAGGAAUGUUUCAAUGACAAUGUUUUUAAACAUCAAAGUCUGCAAAGCUAGGUUAUGUUUGUCAUAAAAGCACUGCUGCUCCAUGCAGUAAGGGCAUCAUGUACAGUAAGGGCACUCGAAGCCUGCUUAUGGGAGAAAUAACAUGCUCUAAAUGGGUUAUAAUGAAUGGGAGGACCCUUCCCUUAUGAAUUCUAUACAAGAACAAGUCUGAAACAGGACAAAUGGUCAUCUUCAAUUCAUGUUUCUUCUCUCUCCUCCUUUCUGUUGUAGGAUGGCACAACUGCUUUACUUAAAGCUGCGAACAAAGGAUAUAGUGAUGUUAUAGAGGAAUUGCUUAAAUUCUCUCCUACACUUGGUUUAUUGAAGGCAAGUACUGAGAAAAUAUUUGGGAUGCUCAGAACCAUAGUUCUCUUGGAUGCUGUGGGAGCUCUAAUUUCAGUGCGACUCUCACAGAAGAUUGCUCAGUUUGACUCAAAAUCCUAAGUUAUUUCAAAUAUUUUUCUAAUAUAGAGAUGUUAAUAUAAAUCAGAACAGGGUCCUGGGUCUUUUCCCUAUUACAUAUGCAGGCUUCCUCAAACUCGGCCCUCGAGAUGUUUUGAGACUACAAUUCCCAUCAUCCCUGACCACUGGUCCUGCUAGCUAGGGAUCAUGGGAGUUGUAGGCCAAAAGCAUCUGGAGGGCUGAGUUUGAGGAAGCCUGACAUAUGCCAUGUCUCAAACUCAGGUGGGUUAAAGUCUUUUUAUGCCCACCCAUCUGUUGGAAAUGGUUGGAAAAGGCUGCAUCACUGUUAAGAGACCUGAGAUUUAAAAGUUACGUAUUAUUAUUAUUAUUAUUAUUAGCAACAUCAUCUGCAUAUAGAUAUAUUUUAUGUUUUUGUAUAUACUAGAAUGGAACAUCAGCUCUCCAUGCAGCUGUUCUUGGGGGCAGCGCUAAAGCAGUAGCACUACUCAUAGAAGCGGGAGCAGAUCCACUCCUUAGGAACAAGGUAGUGUGCUUUUGUUUUAAGAUUGUCAGACCUUUGAAACUGUUAGGAAAGUCUCAAUCUUUGAAUGAAUCCCUUCGUAGAAAUUCUUAGUAAUUUUAGCCUGAAGUUUUACAUUAGGAACAAAAACAGAGAAUAAAUUCUUCAUAUUGUGUAUUUCCAUUAGAGGGCAGCACAACUCUUGGGGAAAAUUGUUUGCGUCAACCAUUUUCAUCCCACAAGGUAAUUCUGUUACCUGUUGCAGCAAAAUCAUCCAAGUUUCAACUGGCACCUUUAAAGACUAACAAAUCUGUUUGGGCAUAAGGUUUUCUGGACAUUUCUGUCAUUACAGAAUUGCACCACCGCCUCUUCUAAACUUACUGGAGCCUCCACAGUAUACUAGAAUACAAAUCUGUGUAGACCAAUAUAGUAUUUUUCCUCCUCAAGGGAAGCCCAAAGUCAAUUCAUUACAGAUCUAGAUGCUACUGAAGCCUGAAUGUAAAUUUGAGUGUCAGCUGAUCCUGCUCUCAUGAGUUCCAAAGACAGUAAUCAUGAUUUUAUUGGAAAUAAAUCUAUGUUUAAUAGUCAUUCAUCCCUGCAACAUAGCAUAUAGAGCAAGGAUGGGGAACAUGUGGCCCUCCAGAUGUUGCUGAACACCAGCUCUGACCAUUGCUCAGGCUGGCUGGGAUUGAUGGGAGUUGGAAUCCAACAAGGUGAGGAUGGCCACAGGUUCACCACAUCGUAGAACCUUUUUGACUCAUUUUCUUUCAACUUAAAAGCCAGAAAACGAAAGGCAAUAACUUGCACUCCUUGCAGUGUCUUGAUGUGCUCCUUGAAGCAGAAUUGCUGCCCUGCAGCAGCCCAGGGAAGUCACUAGAAUAUGAUGGGGUAGCUUGCUGAAGACCCCUUUGGAUCUGCCCUGGGGAUGGGAAGGACAGAGUCCUUCAAAUGGUAUUGGCCCUAGCCUCAGCCACCAUGGUCAGUGGUCAGGGAUGUAGUCGAGCAACAAUCAGAGGACCACGUUAGCCACCCUAAUCUAAGUAAUUCCUCACAAGCCAACUUUGAAUUAUAGUCCCUGUUAAACAAGCCUGCUGAAAGGCUCAGUAAUACAGCAUUGGUAUAUUUUCUGAUGAGAAGUGCAUGAGUCCACAGUUGAAUGUAGCUCAGUGCAGAAUGUGGAAUGCCAAUGCUCCUUUGGGUGAUGUUCCUUGAAGUCUGCUGCAUGAGAACCAGAUGGUGAAAGUCCUUUCUCCUGUUUCCAACCAACUUGUGUCUUGUUUCCAGAAAAACGAAUUGCCUUCAGAUCUAACGAAAAACGAGCGCAUCCUACGGCUUCUGCAGACCAGAGAAAAGCACCGAAAGAGCUAAUACAGCUUUGCGUCUCAAGAGAGAGCCAGUGAGCCCUGCCCAUAUUCGCCCUCAAGCAAAGCUAGUUAUCCUGCAGAACUGGAAAUGUUUUGCUGAGACUCAAGCAACAUGCCCUGACUCUUCCUCUGUGAACAAGGUCAGGGUUCUCCAUGGAGUGGCACUGCUAAGGUCCUAACACUACUGCACUCACCAGAUUUUUGUCUCUGGCUUCAGAUGCAGGGAAGACUGGGUCACUAAGUGGCUUUCCUGAAUAAAGUCUUUUUCUGUUCCAGAGAAAUAUUCCUUUGCUGUAGCAUUAUCUGUUCCUUGAUGUAAACCUCCUGAUCCUUAUCAAAAGUUGCACAGGUCUUUUUAGUUGUGCUCUGGCAAGUCCAGUUUGGUCUGAGCCCUUCUCAGGGUCUGCAGAUGGCACAGACGGGGGCACCAGCAGUUUGGUUUCUCAUAGUGCUUCAUGCCUCCUUUUAUAGCCCAUUGGUGUCAUGGUACCAAUUAGGCCAUUUGCUCGCUGGUGUCAUAAAGGUUUUUGAUAAAAAUGUGGCAUGUUCAGUUACUUGCAGCAGUACUCCCCUGCUAAGGCACACAUCACCUUUUAGAUUGUAGUUGUCAAGGUGCAGGGGGGCAGGGUUAUCGGGUGGGGUGUGCUGGGGGGGGGGUAAGGAAGAUGUUGGCAGGGAGGGAGCAAAGCCCAAAGUGGGUGCCACCCCCUUGGCUCUGUCUUCCUGUCCACCCAGUAGGCUGUCAGGAGAGGGACAGCUUCCUCUUGCUGAAUUGAACACCCAGAAGAGAGCUGCUGCGAUUAGGCUCAGAGUCACAUGCAGCUCUAGGGCUGCAGGCUGCCAGCCCCCAUCAUGUUGGGAUGAUAUAGCUGUUAGCAUUCUUUAAUACCAAGGCCCACUUCAUAAAUUAUAUUCUUACUACACACAUAAGUACCUAGUGGUAAUCUCUAGACAGAUUUCAUAUUGCCUACCUAAUGAUGCUUUCCAUUUAUUUAUUCAAGACCUAUCUUCCUAUAUAGAGAUUCUGUCUGUCUGUCUGUCUGUCUGUCUGUCUGUCUGUCAUCUAUCUAAUGCAUAUCUCAUGGAGCUUUGCAUCUGUUUGUAUAUUGCCCUUCAAAUUAUUUAUCCAAGUAUGGUUUACAAUGCGUAUUAAGUUUUCCUAAAUCUAAGAAAAGCAUAAUGCAUGGUUAAGCCCUUACUCAACUGGUUUGUCUACUACUGAAUCCCAGAAGGUUUUUGGAGCUACGUUGAGCAAGCACAAUAAUACGCUAGGAAGCCCAACCAUGCAGGAAAGGCUAGCAAACACAUGUUCUAUGCAAUUUAAAUCAAUUUUUGAAGAGAUUUGCCUUCAUUCUGGGAUGAGAUACUUAAAGCAGGCAAAACAAUAAAUUUUAUUUCACAUACUAAUUAUUUAAAAUUGAUGCAGGCGUUCAGGAUUUCUAUGAUUAACUGUUAGGGGGAGGGAAGUAUGCUACUAUAAUAUGGGAUAAGGGUCUGUGGCUGGGAUUCAACUAAGUUGUUGUGAACAAGCAAAACUCUCCUCCUCGCCCCCAAAUCUGCUCUGGAGGCUUGGGGAACCCCAGAGCAGGCUUGGGGGGCAUACAAGGAAGGAGAGAGGGCAAAGCCCCAUUGUUCGAGUGAAACUAGCAGUACAUUGAAGCCAAUCCUAUGUGUGCCUGUUAGUCCUUUGGAACAUCCCAAGAACAAAGUGAGUAGUGAAAGCCUAUUACUCUGUAAAAGAAUACAGUUAAGAUUAUAUUUGUUGAAUCAAACCAAGGGUCCAUCUAGCCCACAUAGUGUCCUUUUUCCAACACUGGCCAGCCAAAUUGUUCCUAGAAACACACUUGAUGGCAACUGUUGUCCCCCAUUGGUAUUCAGGGGCAUGCUAUCUCUGAACAUUGACAUUCUAGUUAGUUAACAAAAUUUACAGAGCACUUCUACAAAAAACAAACAAACCUCUAAGUGAGUCAGGACUGUGUAUACAUUACUGUUUACUCUGCAUCCCCAUUGCUGGUUUUUUAAAGCCGUGUACACACAUUAGCCACAAUUCAUAUCUAUCCCGAAGUUUAUUGAGAAAUCCUGCUGUUUAAUGUGUUUUCCUUGAACCAGCUUCCAUCCAAGCUGAAAACUUAAGGUACAGUCACUUCGCAGUUCAGCUGAGGUGUAUGCAGUUGAGAAAGCCAUUGUAUGUGUGCAGAUGAUUGCUUAAUGAAUAGGAGUUCUGAAGAGAUUGCUUCACUGUGUCCUCUCUGCCCAUUUGUGUGGAUAGACAGCGGGUGACUUAGGAACACAUCAAACUUGACUGGUGUGUACAACACCAAACAAAAGCAACUUGAAACGCAGCAGGGAAAACAAUCUUGCUGCAUUUUAAAACUGGUAUUGUGUACCUAGCCUACAUAAAAGUAUACACUAUUAUAAAGUUUAGCUGUUAAAGCUAUUAACCAUCAAUAGCUUUGUAGUGGACUGAUACAUUUCUCUAUCUGGGUCAGUUGAAAGAAAUACUAGAGACAGUCACCAAGCCUGUAACAUAUUUUAGGCACGAGAAUCUACCAUACAGGUGCUAGAAACAUGCACAGCAUAAAUAAAUCUUCUUUAGUAUUUAUCAGCUCCUGUGAAUUGGACUUCCUUCAGAAACCAGAGCAGCACAGAUAUCCUGCUGAACAGAUACAAACCAAUGGCAUAGGAGCCUUUACAUCAAUAAGUGGUGCUAAAAAAACCCUUAUGUCUGAUAAUUUGCAACAGCCUAUUUUUCUAGCAUAGUCAGGAUUGAUAACUCCAGGCGCAUUGAUAACUCCAGGUGCAAUAUGACUGAAACGUUACCCCAGCUGUCAAUAUAAAGAGACUCUGUUUAUUAUCUUUCCUUGUGAACUGCUAUGUUAAUAUGCCAGUUCUUGCUAGUUAUAACUAGGUGCCAACCAUUGAGGGUCUUUUGUGCUUCUCUAAUUUGUUAGAAGUCAUGCUACUCAGUUGCUUGUGUCAGAGUGGACAUAUUUUCAGGGCCAAGGGAAAUCAAAAUACCAUUUGCAAAGGCUGCAGGCUCAAAAUUCAGCUGCAAUAUUUCACUGUUACCUUGGUAAAUAAUAAUGUUUAAAAAACCCACUUUGCUGUUGCUCAACAGUAUUGAGUCAUUUUGACGUAUGCUGUAGACUUCAAGGAUCAUAGCUAUUGCAAAACAAAGAGUCUGAUCUAUAGGAGGAAGGGAAAGAAGUGGUGAAGCAAGGCUCUAAUGAAUUGCAAACACAGAGAAUGCACUUUUCUAAUAAUAUGCUGUUGAUGGUGGUUUUUAAAAAGUUUUGGAGCACUAUGCUUAGCACAAGAUAAAAGCAAGCUGCUUGUGUGUGUUACCAUUAAUACUGUGAUACAUAGGUUAAUGUUUUGGGGUUUUGUUUUGUUUUGUUUAUGUUUGUGUCUGGGUUAAUUCUCCUUUAAAAGCUGCUGAAUUAAAGCCUCUUGCUGUCCCAUUUACCUUUGGGAGUUUGGCAGGGGUAGUGAGGGUGCCAGGAUUGCUGAAAAUUUCAGAUUUUAUUUCCCCAGCCAGCAGAUAUGCCAAUGCUUAACACUGGUAUGGAAGGAAGAUUUGUCUACUGUUAUAUAAUGGUUUGAGAAGGCAACUUAUGCUGAGUACCAAAGUAUUUCUAUGACAUUAUUUCUGGUAUAUUAUUUGUUGCAUUUAUCCAUUGCUUUAUAUAGAAAAUGUCUCAAAGUGGCUUACACCACCAUAAAAUACAAAACAGCUAAAACAUAUUUAUGUCUGAUAUAGAAUGUUGCUUGGUUAAAAAGAACAACCCUGGUUAUAGUGUCAUGUUUUGAUAUAAGUGUAGCUAGUUAAGAUGGUGUUGUAGUCAGUCUUAUGGUAUACCUGUGAAGCCUUAAAUUAUAUUACAAAAUCUGGAGCUUCAUUCCUUUUGUGACAACCUUUAGCAUUAUUUUUUUGCAAUAUACAAAUGAUUCAUUUAAAACAUCUGGCCUAUAAUGCUUGAAUUAAAGGAAGAUAUAUCCAGGUGUUAAUUUUAUAGUUCUACAAUAAAUUUUGUGUAGUUCAACAUUACAUGAACUUGGAUUAAGCUGUGCUUACUACGUCAAAUAUCAUAAUCACAUUUCCUUCCAGUGACUUAAAGUGUAAAUUGAUUCCAGACUGGCCACUUCUUGUUCUCUCUACCCAGACACGUCUCUUUUCACUGUAAGCUAUGUGCAGAAUUGCAACUGACUUCUGUAGUUCUGGAGAUAAGAGGAUUGUAUUUGCGUACAUAUAUCCAGCUAUGCUCUAUGCACUCUAGUGGGCAUGACACAGCCAUGUUAGUAGAGGAAGGAAAAUACCAAUCAAAAAGUAAUGCUGUCAGAUUUUUUAUAAGAUUUGAGAAAAGAUAGAAGAAGCAUGCAUCAGGGAGGAAAGAGCAGCAAAAUUAUUUGAUGACGAUAUCAUGCAGCUCCCCUGUAAAAAGUGAGUUAACCAAGAGUGGCAAUUUCAGAGUAAAUACAUAGGGCAGGAUUCACCUAACAAUACUGGCCAGCAGAAGCCCUGGGCAAGGAUUCCCACUUGCUUUCCCCAUCCCCUGAAAUUGCCUUGGGGUGGAUGGGAUCAGGAGAACCCCCAGUGCAGUGCACAGGGGGGAAAGAGGGGGCAUUGUUCUGUCUGGCAAGCUGAAGUACUUGUGGAGACAGAACAUUUGCCCAAGUACAACGCUGAAUUCACCUCAAGUGUGGAAGCACCCACAGAAACAUCUCUCUGCCUUUAAACAUUGCCAAAGGAAAUGAGAGGAUACAGUGGUACCUCGGGUUACAGACGCUUCAGGUUACAGACUCCGCUAACCCAGAAAUAGUACCUCGGGUUAAGAACUUUGCUUCAGGAUGAGAACAGAAAUUGGGCGGUGGUGCUGCGGCGGCAGUGGGAGGCCCCAUUAGCUAAAGUGGUACCUCAGGUUAAGAACAGUUUUAGGUUAAGAACGGACCUUGAGGACGAAUUAAGUUCUUAACCCGAGGUACCACUAUACUGUCAAAAUGUUGCAGUGCUUGAACAGCAGUUGGACUUCGCUCAUGACAGUUUCACUAAAGAUGAUGUAGCUGUUUCUCUUAGCAAUACAUGAUAGUGUACAGAGAUAGGAACUUGCUCCAGAAUAUUUUCCCAUUUCAGUAUUAGUUUUCUCAUGCCUUUGCAUAGUGCGGUGUCUUUGCUAAAUUAUGUACAAUUCAGUUUCUUUCCUCAGAUUACUUUCCCAUGUAAUCAUUAAAAUUAAAAUAAUGC
Messenger RNA from Podarcis lilfordi (Lilford's wall lizard), 26736 nucleotides. The record is from the annotation of a GenBank genome assembly. Lineage: Eukaryota; Metazoa; Chordata; Lepidosauria; Squamata; Lacertidae.